Drosophila subpulchrella is the source of this 1520-nucleotide messenger RNA. RefSeq names its product mitochondrial import inner membrane translocase subunit TIM50-B (gene ttm2). The transcript has a single exon. Gene Ontology annotation, molecular function: phosphoprotein phosphatase activity. The coding region runs from base 192 to 1424 and encodes 410 amino acids. NCBI's taxonomy places the organism in Eukaryota, Metazoa, Arthropoda, Insecta, Diptera, Drosophilidae. The record is from RefSeq and is a predicted model, not a curated record.
UCAAAAAGUAUCCGUACAAUCGGCUGUCUGCGACAAAAUUUUAUUAAAAUAAUUCACACAGAAGAAAAAAAUAUACUCUCCCUCGGCUGGUUAAUACAAAGAUGUCAAAUUUUAAAGUGGCUUAUUAUAAACAGAAAACCAAAGACUAAAAUCUAUCGAUACUUAGAGCGCCGAAUAAAAUUUCGUUGCCAAUGUCUCUUAUAGCCAUCGAACGCUUGUUAAGUGGAUGGCCGCGAUUUGGCCGCAAGUUCAUCAAUACGUCGCGGUCACUGACCUCUGGCUUGUGGCGCACAAUGAUCGAGCAGUCUGAAGAAACCCCAGACAGUGUUGGAAAACACAGGACGGAGCUGGGAUACAGAUCCUGCUUUGGAUACCUUCUGCACCGCUGCAAUGCAUCCUUGGUAUACGUUGCGCGGCGACGCUACUCGACCUAUGAAAAGACAUCUACGCAAAUCCUAUCCAAACUUUUUCCCCAAACCUCUACGGAACCCAACGACGAGGAGAGUCGUGAGCGUCGCAAACGAGAGGAAGAGGAGGAGUUGAGGGAAAUGGAGCGGGCUUGGAAGCGGAUGAAACUGGGCUUUGGACUCGUUGGAAUAGGUGGUAUAUUGUUCUCGUUUUGGGCCAUUUAUUACUUUGGAAAGCCAUCGCUAGAUGAUCAGGGAAACGAAGUUAUAGACGAGUUCAGUGCAUUGCCCCUAACGCAACAGUAUAUGGCUCGAACAUGGAAGUCGGUGAAUCAUUUUCAACGUUUCAUUCAAGAGCCAUCGAGUCAGAAGCUGCUACCCGAACCUCUUCAGGCUCCAUAUGUGCAGCCAGCUUAUACCUUGGUACUUGAGAUUAAGGAUGUUUUGAUACAUCCUGACUGGACUUACGAAACGGGCUGGCGCUUUAAGAAGCGCCCCGGCGUUGAUGUAUUUUUAAAGGAAUGCGCUAAAUAUUUCGAAAUCGUUGUUUAUACGGCAGAGCAAGGGAUUACGGUGUUUCCGCUGCUCGACGCCCUUGAUCCAAACGGCUUUAUCAUGUAUCGCCUGGUUCGCGACUCCACACACUUUGUUGGCGGCCAUCACGUGAAGAAUCUGGACAACCUGAAUCGAGACUUAAAGCGAGUGGUGGUCGUGGACUGGGAUAAGAACUCCACGAAGUUUCACCCAUCAAAUUGUUUCUCGAUACCACGGUGGAAUGGGAAUGACAAUGACACUACCCUCUAUGAUCUUGCCUCGUUUCUUAGUGUUUUGGGCACAAGUGAGAUAGAUGAUGUUAGAGAAGUGCUGCAGUACUAUAAUCAGUUUAGUGACUCCAUAUCGCAGUUCCGGGAAAAUCAGCGAAAGCUCAGUGAGCAAAUGCAAGCCGAUGAGCUGGAAAGGAAUAGCAAGUCUAAGCCGAUUGUCAAGAAUUGGACCCGUGGCUUCAUAAAGCAUUAAUAUGAUUAUAGUUUUGAUGUGCCAUUUGAAUUUUUAUAAUUCACCCAAAUAAUUCCAAAAACAUUAAAAAAAACUAUUACAACAAGCUAUAGUAAA